Molecule: messenger RNA, 1605 nt
Organism: Striga hermonthica
Lineage: Eukaryota; Viridiplantae; Streptophyta; Magnoliopsida; Lamiales; Orobanchaceae
Source: the annotation of a GenBank genome assembly
AUGACGGGAGGAUCGAAAUUCGAGGUCUCGAAAUUUGAUGGUCAUGGCAAUUUCGGAUUAUGGCAGACGAGAGUAAAAGAUUUAUUGGCGCAACAAGGAAUUCAAAAAGGGCUGCGUGCAGAAAAGCCAAAGGGGAUGGAAGACGAUGAUUGGCAAGAUCUGCAGGAACGGGCGGCCGGGACGAUUCGGUUGUGCCUUGCAGAUGAAGUUAUGUAUCACGUUAUGCAUCUCAAAUCGGCGGAUGAGAUCUGGAAGAAAUUGGAAUCGCAGUUCAUGUCGAAAACCCUAACGACAAAACUGUAUCUAAAGCAGAGGUUAUACGGGCUGAAGAUGCAGGAGGGGACCGAUUUCGGGCAACAUGUGAAUAUCUUCAAUCAGGUUGUCACGGAUUUGGCUUCACUCGAAGUCAAGAUUGAAGAUGAAGACAAGGCGAUGAUUUUACUGUGUUCGUUACCUCCUUCUUACGAACAUAUGGUGACUACCCUUACAUAUGGGAAAGAAACGAUCAAGACUGAGGAGAUUACUUCAGCGUUGUUGGCUCACAACCAGCGGAAACAGAAAUCUGGAGAGUCAUCUUCUCAAAGUGACAGUUUAUAUGUGAAGGGUAACCAGGAUCGUGGAAGGAAACAGGUGCGGGAUAAUUCAGGAAAUCGGAAUUUCAGAUCCAAGUCGCGAGACAAAUCGAAAGGGAGGAAAACUGUGACGUGUUAUAAAUGCAAGAAACAAGGGCACUUUAAACAGGAUUGCCCAAAGUGGAAGAAACAGACUGCUGAUAUGUCAUCCAAGUCUGCAAAUGUGGUACAGAAUGAGGAAUCUGAUUGCAGUGAUGGAGAUAUGUUAUCUAUUUCGACUGCGCAGUAUGAUGAUGCUUGGAUUCUCGAUUCUGGAUGUUCAUAUCAUAUAACGCCUAACAGAGAGUGGUUUGCUACUUAUAAAUCAGGCAACUCGGGUUCUGUUUUUCUUGGUGAUGAUAGAUGCUGCGGUAUUGUCGGUAUUGGGGAUGUCAAAAUCAAGAUAAAUGGUUUCAUUCCCAAGGCUGAUGAGGAUAGGGAAACCAUUAAGAUUGUGAAGGGUGCCUUGACUGUGAUGAAGGGGAGGAUCACUGCAGGGAACAUUUACAAACUGUUGGGAACAGUUCUUGAUAAAGGAGAGAGUUCGAGUUCUGCACCUGAUGAUGUUGAUCAUGAUGUUUCUGGCCCAACUGAUGUGCCAGAGAGCUACAAGUUAGCUCGGGAUAGAGUGAGGCGUACCAAUAUACAAGCUCCGGUCAGGAAAAAUCAGGUUAUUGCAUUUCACUCCUCGUCGAAGUGGAAAUUUCAUUUCGAGGCCUCGAAACAGAUUUCGAAGCUGAUUGUAAUAGACUUCACAGCCUCAUGGUGUGGUCCCUGUCAUAGUAUUCAACCUGCAGUUGAAGAGUUUGCUGAAACAUAUACAGAUGUGGACUUUGUCAAAAUUGAUGUUGAUGAAUUGGAUGGUGUGGCAACUGAGUUUGGAGUUCAUAUAAUGCCAACUUUCAUUCUAAUAAAGAGAGGGGAAGAGGUUGAUAAGGUUGUGGGGGCAAAAAGGGAAGAACUCAGGAAGAAAAUUGAGCAGCACAGGUUCUAA